This is a messenger RNA of Mirounga angustirostris (Northern elephant seal), 2095 nucleotides long. RefSeq names its product SET and MYND domain containing 3 (gene SMYD3). The record is from RefSeq and is a predicted model, not a curated record. The transcript is spliced from 13 exons. Gene Ontology annotation, molecular function: histone H4 methyltransferase activity; protein binding. NCBI's taxonomy places the organism in Eukaryota, Metazoa, Chordata, Mammalia, Carnivora, Phocidae. Gene Ontology annotation, cellular component: nucleus. Bases 268 to 1377 code for a protein of 369 amino acids.
GCACCGCCAAUAGGGGAAACGGGCUGCGCGCCUUGGCGCAGCUGCGCCCAGGAGAGCUGCUCUUCCGCUCGGAUCCCUUGGCGUACACGGUGUGCAAGGGGAGUCGUGGCGUCGUCUGCGACCGCUGCCUCCUAGGAAUUGCUCCGUUGAGGGGAAGACGUGACCUUAAAAAUCACUUUAACGUUUUUCGGAGUAGUAAGUUAUUAAGGAAAUGGUAAUUGUUUUGCUUGCUGUCUACAGUCUUCGGAGCACAAGAAGGAAAAGCUGAUGCGGUGUUCUCAAUGCCGAGUUGCAAAAUACUGUAGCGCUAAGUGUCAGAAAAAAGGUUGGCCAGACCACAAGUGGGAAUGCAAAUGCCUUAAAAGCUGCAAACCCAGGUAUCCCCCGGAUUCUGUUCGACUGCUUGGCAGAGUUGUUUUCAAACUUAUGGAAGAAACACCGUCUGAAUCGGAGAAACUUUACUCAUUUUAUGAUCUGGAGUCAAAUAUUAACAAAAUGACUGAAGAUAAGAAAGAGGGCCUCAGGCAACUCGUAAUGACAUUUCAACAUUUCAUGAGAGAAGAAAUCCAGGAUGCUUCUCAGCUGCCACCUUCCUUUGACAUUUUUGAAGCUUUCGCAAAAGUGAUCUGCAAUGCUUUCACCAUCUGUAAUGCGGAGAUGCAGGAAGUUGGUGUUGGCCUAUAUCCGAGUAUGUCUUUGCUCAAUCAUAGCUGUGACCCCAAUUGUUCCAUUGUGUUCAAUGGGCCCCACCUCUUACUGCGAGCAGUCCGGGACAUCGAGGCAGGAGAGGAGCUCACCAUCUGCUACCUGGACAUGUUGAUGACCAGUGAGGAGCGCCGGGAGCAGCUGAGGGACCAGUACUGUUUCGAAUGUGACUGUUUGCGAUGCCAAACCCAAGACAAGGAUGCUGAUAUGCUCACUGGCGAUGAGCAAGUAUGGAAGGAAGUUCAAGAAUCCUUGAAAAAAAUUGAAGAACUGAAGGCACAUUGGAAGUGGGAACAGGUGCUGGCCAUGUGCCAGACGAUCAUUAGCAGCAACGCCGAACGCCUUCCCGACAUCAACAUCUACCAGCUGAAGGUGCUCGACUGUGCUAUGGAUGCGUGCAUCAACCUCGGUCUGCUGGAGGAGGCCUUGUUCUAUGGGAUCCGGACCAUGGAGCCGUACAGGAUUUUUUUCCCUGGAAGCCAUCCUGUCAGAGGGGUGCAGGUAAUGAAAGUGGGCAAACUACAGUUGCACCAAGGCAUGUUCCCCCAGGCGAUGAAGAACCUCAGACUGGCUUUUGAUAUUAUGAGAGUGACCCACGGCAGAGAGCACAGCCUGAUUGAAGAUUUGAUCCUACUUUUAGAAGAAUGUGAUGCCAACAUAAGAGCAUCCUAAGGGGUGCAGUCAGAGGGAAGGACGGCUUCUACCCUUGUUGAAUGUCAUAUAGAGGUCACACACUCUACACUGUGUGAGCCUCCCUACUGGGAAUGUGAUUCUCUGGUCAUGUAGGUAAACAAAGGCAGACAUACAGUGUGCAAACCACAAGAAUCAUUCGUUGUAGAGAAGCACAAUUAUAAGAAAUAUAAAAAAUUUGGUUGAAAAAUGCCAUCUGGUAAUCGUUUGCUUCCUCAUUGGUUGACUUCAGUGUUUAAGAUCUCAACAUUCUCAACAUGAAGGAUAGAAAGUUCUAUUAAAAGCAUGGUAGAAUAAGUUGUAACUUUCUCCUUGGCUAUCUGUGGGGAUAAUUGAAUUAAAAAUCAGUGUUUUCACAAGCAAAAGCUUAUUGUCUAUUUUGUCAAGAAAGCAGAGUUUCAGAUGUUUUCUUUACUAGUUGUGGUAAGUGACAUGUACAUCCCUUAUUUACUCCCGAAUACAUCUCUAAUACAAAAAGUGGUGUCCUGAAUCCUAGAAAGAAGUCAUUUUAGGUGUUACUAGAAAAGCAUAGGAAGUCUUGGGCGCCUGGGUGGCUCAGUUGGUUAAGCGACUGCCUUCGGCUCAGGUCAUGAUCCUGGAGUCCCAAGAUUGAGUCCCGCAUCGGGCUCCCUGUUCAGCAGGGAGUCUGCUUCUCCCUCUCCCACUCCCCAUUUGUGUUCCCUCUCUCGCUGUGUCUUUC